Messenger RNA from Tetrahymena thermophila SB210, 4497 nucleotides. RefSeq names its product response regulator receiver domain protein. Gene Ontology annotation, biological process: phosphorelay signal transduction system; protein autophosphorylation. The transcript has a single exon. The record is from RefSeq and is a predicted model, not a curated record. NCBI's taxonomy places the organism in Eukaryota, Ciliophora, Oligohymenophorea, Hymenostomatida, Tetrahymenidae. Gene Ontology annotation, molecular function: phosphorelay sensor kinase activity; histidine phosphotransfer kinase activity.
AUGCUCCACUUUUUAUAUCUAAUACUGAGGUAUCUUUUUUAAGGAAAGAUAUUUGAUGUGAGAUCAGAUAUUGGAAUAAUUAUUUCAACUUUCAUUAUCUUUGCAGUUAUUUUAUUUUAAGACUUUAAUGAAGAAAGAGAUAGAGAAGUUUAAUAUCAGCAGAAUGGUAUUAGUCCUCUAUAGCAAAAUAAAUAAAAGCAAGAAUUUGAUAUUUUAAGUAGGUAAAAAAUACGUGAUUAGUUUAAUUACAUAAAAAAAGAAUCAAAAAUUGAUCAAGAGAGCAAAUGUUUGAAUUAACAAUAAUAACGCGAAAACAAUUAAUUUAAUUACAAAUAGAUAGAAGAUCAAAAUAAAAAAUAAAAUUCUAGCUCAUUUGACUUCUAAGAACUGUAAAAGACUGGCAUACUGAUAAUUAACGAUAAAAAAGAAGUGGUAAAGAUAAAUAGCUAGUUUGUUUAAUUUUUCGAAGAAAAAACAAAUUAAUAAAUUAAACUAGAAUCAACGCAAGUAGACAAAAGGUCUCUGAGAGAGGAAUUGCUGCUUAUAAAUUUAAAAUUUAAUAACUCAAAAUUAUUUUAAUCACAUAAUAAUUAAUAUCAUGAACAGCUCAAUAGUUUACAAAACAAUGCCAUUUUCAGUGAAACAAACGUUGAUAAAGAUUUUUUUAGCUUAAUACCUGAUUAGAAUAAGUAAAACUCAGCUGACUUAAAACAAAAUCAAAAUGCAAAUGACUCGAUUAUUAAAUUUAAAGAAGAAGAAUGCUAAUAAUGCAUAGACAAAAAUGUUUUAAUGCCCAUUAAUGUGUCUGCUCAUGAGCUUGAAGAUACUUUUAUCAAGUAGAAUGGAGCUCAAAACAUUUCUAACACUCUCUAAUUUAUACAUUUAAACAACUCUUUAACUUCUAACUCACCUCUAUAUGAUCUAGAAAAUCAGUAAAACUUGAAUGCAACACAAAGAACUCCCAUUAAUUACCAAAUAAAUAUAAACAAUUAUAGGAUAAACAACUUUUAAAAGCAAAAUAAUUUUUAGCAGACAAGUGUAAGCAGCUAAUAAUUCACUGAGGGAUUAAGUAAAUUAAAACAGUGUCAUAUCCCUGAAAAUAUAGAUUAAUUAUUUGAAGAUUAUAAAGGUGAUAUUUGUUUGAGCUAAGUGAUAGAUUUUUUGAUUAAAUAAUAGCCUCAAGAAAUCAUUGACUCAAAAACUAACCAAACAAAUACUUGCAAGCAUUGCCAAAAAUUAAUUAACUAGCAGAAUUCAUAAGCAAAAAAUAAAAAGUAUCCUUAAUCACAAUUUUAUAAAAUCCAAAUUGAUUCUAAUUAUUUAAUCAUAUCGCAGAUUUACAAAGAUAAGUCAAAUAAAAAGAAGAUAAUUGACUAUAAGAUAGGCUGCUUUUUAAAUACCUAAGAUGCUUCUUAUGAUCUUUGUUAAAAGUGCAAAACUUCUAAUCCAGAUUUUAGCACUUCAGUUCACAUAGCCAACAGAAAAAUGAGCUUAAUUUACGGAGACAACAAGACUCUCAAUUAAAUAAAAGAAGAAAGUCAGACAAGCAGCAAAAGAAUUGAAUCUUUGAAAUAAAUUGUAAAUAUAAGCAAUAGUAAAAUUGAUAGCUCAUAAAAGCAUUAUAAUUACAAAACCAAACCUUAUCAUGUUGCUAAAAUAUGUUCUUUAAUGAGUGAAUCUGAUAAUGAUCAUCUAUAAAGAAUAAAUUUAAACUGCUAAACAAAUGAAACUAGCUAAAUCAAGUAGAAAGACUAAUAUAAUAGCAACGAAGAAGUGCAGACUAACAUAGAACAAACUCAAUAUUUAUUUUCUAUAGAAGUAACCCAAACAGAUUUUGAAAUUGUUUCUGAAAACUUAAAGAACAAAAUGGAUAAAUACAGACAAAAACUACUUUGUUCGAUAUCUCAUGAACUCAGAACUCCUUUGAAUUGUAUUAUUUCUAUGUUGGACAUGCUGAACAUGAAGAAUGAUAUUUCAGAUGCAAACAAAAACUACUUUGUGAAUCCUGCUCUAUUUUCAAGUUACAUUCUGUUAAAUACAAUAAAUGAUAUUUUAGACAUGGCAGAAGUAAAUAGAUCUGGAAAAAUUAAAAUGCUAUUCUAAGAAUUCUCUCCUAUAAAUCUAUGUCAUGAAUGCUUAAAUUUUAUUAAGCUCUAAGCUUAGUAGAAAAAUCUUUAACUUAUUUUUGAAUAUGAUGAGUUUGUCCCUAAAUUAAUUUACACAGAUUUGAAUAAAACAAGAUAAGUUCUCUUAAAUUUACUUAGUAAUGCACUAAAAUUUACUUAAAAAGGUAAUAUAACAAUUAAACUUUCAUACUCUUAAGAAAACAUAUUACAAAUUGAUGUCAGUGAUACAGGAUGUGGAAUAGCACCAGAAAAAUUAAAAAAAAUAUUUUUUAAUUUUACUCAACCUGAGUUUGACAUUUACUCUAAUCAAUCUCAUCAUAAUAGUAACCAAAAAGAAUAUCUAAACUCACAAUUAAGCCUUCAGUUUAACAACAACAACAAUAAUAAUAAUUCCAAAAAUGCGGGUCUAGGUUUGAAUAUCUCAUACAUUCUUGCCAAAUGUUUGGGUGAUAACAGAACUUUAAAUGUGUAAAGUGAACUAGGUAAAGGAAGUACAUUCACAUUUUAUAUAGUUAGUCAAUGUCAGAACAGAAAAGGGUGCACUUAUUUGCCUGUUCCUUAAUUAGAAUGUUUCAAUUCUCAAAGAUCAAAGUAUCAACAAGAUAGUGAAUAUUCUGAAAACAACCAAAUUUAAAAGUCUUUUUUUGCCAGAAAUUAAUAUUAAAUGAACCAAGAUGAAAUCGAAAUCUAAAAUAGCUAAGAACUCACAACAAAAAGCAUUUCUUAAAACAAUAUAAGGGGAUUAGAAAAUAAUUUAUACAUUGAAACCUUUAAAAAUUCAAACAGGUCUUAAGAAAGAAGUAAAAAUCAUCACCUGUAAAGUAAAAAUGGACUUUGUUUAAGUUUUAACAAUUUGAGAGUGAGUCCAGAUUAAGAUAAAAAUAAUUUAGACAGUUUUCAUAGCGAUAGAAAUUUUGAUCAUAUGAAGGAAUUGUUUCCUGAAAGUGAGUCUGAUAAUUUAAAUUCAAAGUCUAAAACUAAAAGCUUGCAAACUUCUUUAGUCUAGAUAAAUUUCAAUAAGACUGCUUUCUAAAUUAUUUAACAUGCUUCUAAUAUUUGCAAUUAAAUUUAUUCUUAUAGAGAUAUUUAGGAGGACUAGCAUAAUUUAAAUUUGCAAGUAAGAGGAUCUUAAGGUAAUAUUCACUCUCCUUAGACAACUAGCAAAGAAUUUUUCUAGGCUUCGAAGUAACAAUCUAAUUCAAAAAGAAAUAGUAUCUGUGAAGAUGAAUUCCAUAUCAAAAUCCUAUCUUCAAAUAAUAAUUUACUAAAAAAUAAAUGUAGCGAAAUAAAUAUUGCAUCAUAAAAAGACAUGAAAGACUCUGACCGUUCUAUCAACAAAAAACUUAACCUGAGUAAUCAACACUGCAGUAUUUCUCUCAGUAGCUUAACGUAAAAUAAGAACUGUUAGCUUUCAAAUAAGCUACCCUUAAAUUAAAUUCAUUAAGAAAAACAUAAUUUAGAAAAUUUUGAAGAAACUUAAUAUUCAAAUAAAAAAGUAAAUUCAGAACUGUGCAAUUAAGUUUUAAAAAAUAAUUAUUUGAAUUAUUUUAACUCUCCUAAACAAGAAGAAUCAUGUGAUGUUAUGAGUGAAUGCACAGAAAAAAAAUUCCCAAAUCAAUCUGAAAAACUUAAAGUUUGUGAAAAGCCAUAAAAAUUAUAAAGAAAAAAAAUGAUCUUAAAGAUAGAUUAAAAUCACUAAACCUCAAAAUCAAGUGAUAAUUUAUGCAAUAUUUAAGUUAAUAAAAACUAUUAAUUUUAAGGAGGAUGUUUAAAAAAAGAUUAACAUGUAAAUUAGAAUUCUAAUUAACCAUAAAAUAGUUCUAGUUCUCUAAAUAGUUUCAUCAUGGUUGAAAGUCGUCAAAAUAUAUAAGAAAAUUCUCAUGAAGGUAUAAAGCAUGUUCACAUAAAUAACUAAAUAAAUAACUUUUAGUUACUAAUAGCCAGUUAGAAUAAAUAAAGAAAAUGUUAAUGUCCAUAGAUAUUGAUAGUUGAUGAUAAUGAAUUCAAUAUUUAUGCAUUAUAAAUUAGACUAAAAAUGUACUCUUUUAUUAUAGAUGCAGCCACUAGUGGAUUCGAAGCACUUGAUCUUAUUAAAAAAAAGAAAGAGCACUCUUGCUGUAAUAAGUAUUCCCUUGUUUUCAUGGACAUAGAUAUGCCAGUAAUGAAUGGCUAUCAAACUACAGAAAAGAUUUUAUAAUUUUAUAAAAAGCUUAAAGCAGAGCCACCUGUGAUAUCAGCAUGUAGUGCAUAUAUUUAGGAAAGUGAUAAGCAAAAGGCUUAUCAAGUUGGAAUGAAAUACUACAUCACCAAACCCAUCAAUACUUAAUCAUUUGAAAACGUUUUAGCUUAAGUAUUUUAAUUAGAAUCUUGA